Messenger RNA from Cladocopium goreaui, 825 nucleotides. NCBI's taxonomy places the organism in Eukaryota, Dinophyceae, Suessiales, Symbiodiniaceae. The record is from the annotation of a GenBank genome assembly.
AUGGGGAAGAAGCGGCAGUACGAAGAUGGAGGAGGGCCUGGUCCUAUCUCGGCAGCUGCUCGACCACGACCAGGCAUCCUAGAUGACGAGGACAUUCCAAGGCCCAAAAAAGUCAAGCCACAAAACUUGGAGAAGUUGAGUCUCGAAGAACUUCACCAACGAAAGCAUGACUUGAAACAGGAGGAAAACUAUCAAAACAUGGUGAUGUCCAAGAAGAAGCGUGGACCGUACAGUGCCAGUGACAUCCGAGCAACGUAUACUCAAGUUCUUCGCUUUCAGUACCUCCAGAAGGAGGUGGAUUUGGAGAUCGAGCGACGGGAUGCCCGGAAGGAGAAACAGGCGGAACAGAAAGCUAUGAAGCGAGCUCAAGCGGAGGAAGCCCAACGUGCCCGCAGGGCAGCGCUCAUGGCGGCUGAGCAGGGCUUUGAAGGCGAUAUGCCUGGUGUGGCUUUGCCACCGGAAGCGGGCUAUGGAUAUGGUGGUGGUGGCUCGUCGCAAUUUCAAGACUUCCAUUCGAUGGGAAGCUUCACCAGCAGUGCAGGUGGGUCAAUGGCAAGCUCGGAGCCGUCCAGCAGCAUGGGCAGCUUCUUCGCAGGCGCACCGAGUGGAAGUGCCAGUAGUUCGAGUCACUCAAUGGCGCCUCAAGGGCCAGGUGACGCUCCGGGAUUCUUCAAUGCCGACGCCGCUAGCAGUGCCGCUGGUGGUGCUGGCGCUGGAGCUCCAAUGAAUCCAAUGCUGAUGAUGGCACAGAUGAUGCUAGAGACGCAAAAGAAGCUUAAAGAGGCUCAGGAAAAGAUGAUGAAGGUACAGGACCUCAACAAGUGA